CUCUUCAAACUUCCAUUACAAAUUCUCUUCUCCUUUAUCAUGCUGAAAUGGAAUGCGUUCUUGAAUCAAGAUUCAGUAACUUUGCUUUCACCUGAAGCACCACACACAUCAUUACAUUUGCAACUUUUUCACUGUUUAAGGGGUCAAUUCGGAUAUGUCUUCUGAUAGCGCAAAGGAAAAUGUGUCGGUAGUUGAUUCAUCGGUCACUGAAUGGAGGAAUGACAUUGGAAAUUCAGAUGAUCCAGAGAGCUCCUCUUACAAGUUUAAUGAAAACAAUAAUCCAAUUCGGACAGAUAUAGCGGAACACUCUUAUGGUCUGAUAGGGCAUCCAACAGGAAUUGGAGUGGAAAAGUGGAAUGAUAUUAAGUAUUUCAUCAUUAAGAGUUUGAACCGUCAAAAUAUUGAUUUGUCUAUUAAGAAAGGAAUUUGGGCUACUCAAAUUAUGAAUGAACGGAUUCUAGACGAAGCUUUUCAUAACUCGGGCUGUGUAAUCCUUAUAUUUAGUGUCAACACGAGUGGUUCCUUCCAAGGAUACGCACAAAUGAUGUCCUCCAUUGGAAGGGGUAGAGACAAUGUUUGGAGUGAGGGAAUCGGUAAAAGUAAUCCUUGGGGCCGCAGUUUUAAGGUCCAGUGGCUGCGUUUCAAUGAUUUGCCUUUCCACAAAACUCUACAUCUCAAGAAUCCGUUGAAUGACUAUAAGCCUGUCAAAAUUAGCAGAGACUGUCAGGAGUUAUCUCCAGACAUUGGCCUAGCUCUUUGUGAACUUCUUGAUGGUAAGAAUGAUACCAAUGACCUACUGACCAGUUCCUUAAGGGGUGAUUUUUCAUUUAAGGGUCGCUAUGUGAGUACUCCAAGUUCAAUGGGAGACGAAGACUAUAAAUUUCGUCCACUUCAUAUGUCAUGGUCAAUGCCCCUGGCUUAUCCUUCCCUGUUUUACCAAAAUCAACCCGUAAUAAAUGAAUUUCGUUCAACAAAGCAGAGAUUCAGUGGGACAAUGCUUACUGAAACACUGCCUAUCUCUUCUUCUGCAUCGCCACAACUGUCAGGGAUUAAACGUGCUCAUUAUAGUGGACAUAUUCCAGAGCUACAAACAAAGAAGGACGUGUCUUCUCAAUUAGAUUUUUGGGGUGUGUCUACAGGCUGCCCUUUAGCCGGUAGUACCCUAACUGAGGAUGAUUUUCUUGACAUGUCCUAUGAAGAAUACCUGGAGGAGGUCCAUAGCAGAGGCAAGAAACAGUUACGCACCAGUGUCAGUAUUUAUAUCAACAUCAUUUUGCUAUUUUCUUGUGUAUUUUUUUUUAUCUAGACAUGGUAUCCAUUAGUCACAGGAAACCAUAACCAAGGCAUCAAAAUUCUCAGGCAACUAAACCAUGUUGGAAAUGAAUGGAAUUGCUGAGAAGUAAUCCACCUGAUGGUGAAAGGAACAUAGAAGAAUGUGUUGAUAGAAAUAGGAGCAACCCUCGUGGGAGGAUUCAUCAGACAUCUUUUCCAUGGUUACAACUUCUCUUGCAAUAUGCGAAUAUGGUAACUUUUUGGGCAAGGAGGCCCUUUUCCUGUUUUCUUAUGGCAAAGACGACAUGGAAAUUAAUUGUAAUUGUCUAAAAUUAGAACUUGAUAUUGAACCUCGUAUAAAUGCGAUUCAAUUCCAAGGCUACUUUGAGGCUUGUUGACAAAUUGUACAGAGUUUAGAUUAGAGUCAGAACCAAAACGUACCUUGUGUAUAUAAUAUGCCCCCUAUCCCUAUGCUAAACUGGCAUUUUUGUCCCUGUGGAAAAUUGUCAGCAAAGAUGAUGGUGAUAUUGGUUUGAUUUUUAAACUGUCUUUAAUUUUGUUAA
Vigna umbellata (rice bean) is the source of this 1835-nucleotide messenger RNA. The record is from RefSeq and is a predicted model, not a curated record. Lineage: Eukaryota; Viridiplantae; Streptophyta; Magnoliopsida; Fabales; Fabaceae.